Molecule: messenger RNA, 5535 nt
Organism: Mugil cephalus (flathead mullet)
Lineage: Eukaryota; Metazoa; Chordata; Actinopteri; Mugiliformes; Mugilidae
Gene: smoc1
Product: SPARC related modular calcium binding 1
Exons: 15
Coding region: 292-1821 (509 amino acids)
Biological process (GO): extracellular matrix organization
Cellular component (GO): basement membrane
Molecular function (GO): protein binding; extracellular matrix binding; calcium ion binding
Source: RefSeq, a predicted model, not a curated record
CUCAACCUGUGGAAUCCGCGAUGAACAGCUGAUCGUCCCGCAAGUGGAUAAACUUCAUCACCACAAUGAGCGCCGCCAAGUCCUGAUUUCACGAUCCCACGCGUGGCACUAUGUGAAUUAGUUAUUGGAAGGAAAGAAAAAAAAGGAGAAUCAUUAAAAGGAAAGCAGUCUUUUAUCCUCUCUCUGUCUUUUUUGGACCUGUUGAUCAUCAUCAGUGUGACAGACGGACGCACUGCGCCGCGCUCAGCCCGUACCUGCCGCUCCCUGCUCCGCGCUCACCGACGCUCCAUUAUGCUCUUGUCAAGCUUCCUCAUCUUCACCUUCUCCUACUUCCUGGCGCCCCUGUUUCUCUGUUACCUGCCUCAAGCGUCGGCGCAGAAGCCCGGCUCAAGGUGGCUGAUUGGAGACAGAGACAGUCACUGCGGGGUCAUCUGCUCGCGGACGCAGGGGAAGCCGGUGUGCGGCUCGGACGGACGGAGCUACGAGACCGGCUGUGAACUGCAGAGGGCGCGCUGCAAAGAUAAGACGCUCACGCUGGCGCACCGAGGACGCUGCCGAGGCAAAAACUGGGUGAAACUAGAUCAGCUGCCGGCGGCUCCUGCACCAACGUCCACGUCUGAGGGCAGAGACCUGGAGCUCAAAGAUGCGGGUCAGUCAAAGUGUCGCGCUGAGAGGAACCAGGCCCUGGAAGCGAGGAGACCUCAGGAGUCCAUGUUUAUCCCAGAAUGCAACGAGGACGGAACGUUCACCCAGGUUCAGUGCCACACUCUGACCGGUUACUGCUGGUGCGUGACCAGCGACGGGAAGCCAGUGAGUGGCUCCUCCGUGCACAACAGGACCCCGGUGUGUUCAGGAAACUUCCGUGAAUUUAUGGGAACUCAUGCUGGGACAAGUGGAUUGUCAGGGUCAGUAACCGAUAAGCCGCCCGGGCCGCCAAGCUCUGGUAGAAAAGUCUCUUUCCGUUUCUUUCUCACCCUCAACCCAGACGAUGGCUCCAAGCCCACACCCACCAUGGAGACUCACGUCCCCCCCGAAGGCGACGAGAUAACCGCUCCAACGCUAUGGAUAAAACAGCUGGUUUACAAGGAGAAUAAGCAGAACAGCUCAACGUCCAGGAAGCAAGAGAAAGUUCCCUCUUGUGACGAGGAGAGACAGAGUGCUCUGGAUGAUGCUCGGCAGAAUCCUCGCCAGGCUAUUUUCAUCCCCGACUGUGGGCCCGGAGGCCUUUACAAAGCGGUGCAGUGCCACCAGUCCACGGGCUACUGCUGGUGUGUUCUGGUCGACACGGGACGGCCCAUCCCUGGAACCUCUACCAGGUACCAGACGCCGGAGUGUGACGGAGCCGCGAGAUCACGCGUCUCAGACACAGAAGACCCGUUCCAAGUCAGAGACCUGACAGGCUGCCCAGAGGGGAAGAAAGUGGAAUUCAUUACAAGCUUGUUAGAUGCCCUCACCACAGACAUGGUGCAGGCCAUAAACUCACCAGCCCCCUCUGGUGGCGGGAGAUUUGUCGAGCCCGACCCCAGUCACACUUUAGAGGAGAGGGUGGUGCACUGGUACUUUGCCCAGCUGGACAACAACGGUAGCCAUGACAUCAACAAGAAGGAACAAAAACCUUUCAAGAGGUACCUGAAGAAGAAAGCCAAGCCCAAGAAAUGUGCCCGCAAAUUCACCGACUACUGUGACCUGAAUAAGGACAGGGCCAUUUCCCUGCAGGAGCUGAAAGGCUGCCUGGGCGUCAGCAAGGAGGGAAGCUCAACGACAAGUGGCAACCAAGGGACAAGGCAAGGGACAAAUUUGUUCAUAGGUCGUCUGGUGUGAGGAGAGAAGGUUUGAGAAGCUGAGACAAGAGCAGAGGGCACAGAGGGAAGGCAUCUGUACGCUUGCUGAGAGGAAAGAGAAAGAUGGAGCAGAAAAAUUAAGAAGUUCCUGAGUAAAAAAAAAAAAAAAAAGACAAACAGAAAAACGAGAAAACGAAGCGGCGCCAAAAUAUUUGCACUUUCUCCUCCCUGUGUUUGACAUUUUAUCUGUUUAUGCGUGUUUUUUUUUUGUUUUUUUUUUAUUUUGUUUUCUCUUGAAGUGACUGAAAGUUUCUUGGUAAGAAUGAGAAUAUAUUUGUAAAGAGAUGCCAGGCUCAUCACUGGAGGAGCACAUACAUCUCCCUGUAUGUUCAGUCGGCCGUUUUGGUUCAUUCUGUCCUCGGAAAAACAAGAACAGGCACUAAUUUUACAUUUUUGCGGCGAUUAAAUUAAACUUACAGGCCCCGAGUUGAACGUAGCAGCACACAGGCUGGUGGAAAAACUCACAGAAGACAAAUCACUCUCAGCCAAAUGACCCAUUUCAGCAAAUUUGUAAUUUGUGAUUUGCAUUUAACAAUGAAGUCUAAAUUAUCAGCAGAGAAGUAGCUGCAUGAAUCCACUUGCACUGAAACAAAAGCUUCCAGACACGUGAACAUUUCGCCUCUAGAAUCAAAUGUUGUUUCACCGUGACCCGUGUAGAAGGAAAGCUAAUUUUUACUUACUUAGCUUAAACAAUUUUUUUAGGAAACUUAAAAUUGAUGCAAGAACAUGACCGACCUUUCUCGGUUAUCGGUGCGUUCGCGCAUGCAUUGCAAGCUGAUGCAACUUUAUGCUAGCCAUGUAACUCAUUUCACAAAUUUAAAGAAACCAUUUUAAAAUCGGGCAUAAAAAAGACAAGUCAGUUAACAUCUAUUUAAUCCAAAUAAACUAGCCUGAUGGAAAAGAACUGAACAAGACAUAGAAGAAGAAGAAGCAGAAAGAAAAACAGAGAGAGAGCUUUCAGUUGGGCAAGUUGUAAUUAUUCCUUCUUGUCAGCUGGUAUUAGUCAUGUUUCCUGUGAUUAGACAGAGGAAGAUAAUUCAAAUUUUGUCUUUUUCAUUAAAAGAAAUACAAUAUAGAGACAAAGAUAUACCUAUUGUAGCACCAAACAAAAAUUAAACAGAUGAAAUGAACAUUAAAGGUGCGUUAUGGCAUUCAAAAACUUGAGAGACACAAUCCUUACAUACCAAGCCUCAUAUUUACUCAUGUUUUAGCUCCAUUUUAGUCUCCACCAACUGGUAGUUUAGCUAAAUGCUAAUGGGUAACAUACGGAGGGCUUGUCACAGCUCAUUUUCAGUUUGAUGAAACCACUGCAAUGAAAGAAUACAUUAAGAUUGUUGGAAAAUACUAUGUUAAAAAAGGUUUUAAAGAAAACUGAACGUGCAGAGUUGUGAUCAUACUUUCUUCCUGCUGGUGGUUGAACACAUUAUAUCACAAUCAAGGCCAUUGGUUUACAACGUGUGUGCAAUGUUAUAUCCUGUUACAAGUCGCUAUGCACAGUUCUGCAACUGUAAAAUAAGGUUAAUUUUGAUUUUCACCAAACUUAAACAAAACAAAAAAAACAUUAAGGGUAUUUCCAGAACACUGGUGCUGAAUUCCUUAUGCAGCAGUCAUAUCUUUUUUUUUUCUUCCUCUGUUUUCUUCCACUACAAAUUGGGAUUUGUAAAUCUGUGACCCCCUGGCGUCGAUUUUAUUUUUCCAAGUCCGUCCAAAAAAAAUCUGUUUCCUUUAUGGUGCCAGGAAAAACAGGUGCCACCGAUGAGUAAACCCAAACCAGUAAGUGGACUGAAAAGUUUACACGGCUCAGAAUUUAGUCCAUUUCAGCUCAUUCCAGCUGUCACAUACGAAGUUACGGAGUUAUUGAUGUGACAUUUACAAACAGAGUGAUUAUUGGAUACUCCCAAGUAAUAUCAGAAGUAAUUUUGUGUAUGUGGAUGUAAUUACAGUCUGUCCUCCAGCAGCUGAUGUCAGUCUUGGUCUGUGAAACCCUCAACAUUGCGCAUACUGGAGCUUUGCCACCUUAUGCAAGAUGGUUAAGUCUCUGAAAGUACCCCCGCAGGGUGUUAGAUUAAUAGGAAAAUGGCUGAGCAGACAUGGGGAAAAAACACUUAUGAAGAAGGUUUGGAUUGUAAAAAGUAAAAUAAAAUUUCCUCGCUCACAUUUGGGAGCAAUUGAAAAUUGGAGAAUGGUGCCUUUGCUGUUGGGAUCUGAACGCUUGUGUGUUUGUUUUGUGUAAAGAGCUCAUGAGACAAAAGAAAAGAAAAAGUUAAAGGAAAGGCUCCUGUUGUAAAUAUGUACAAUAAGCUUUGUUGGUUGGUCUUACUAAACUGCAUUGUGGGGCAUUUGGGUGUUCGCUUCCUUCACUGUCAUUCUGACUUCUUGUAAAAAAUAUAUAUAUAUAUACUUUUCUGUGUGUCUACACUAUGUCAAACAUUAGGCUACUGCAGUAGCUAAUCCACAACAAUGAAAUGCUUAAAGCAGACUGCAUGUUAUCCACCGCGGGGAGUGUUUAUUUGAUCCAUGGUGAAGUUUGUUUUACUAUUCCAGCUCGUGUUUUACGACCUCUGUCUUCAUCGCUAUACACAGUCAAGAAUGUAUAUACGGUAUCUGGUGCUCAAUCCACUGCAAUCACCAAGUUUGGUCCAAUUCCAACUGGACGGCAACGCCAAGGAAGAGAAAGAAAACCUGUCUUCUUCUUCUUCCUCCGACGGCUGCGCAGUAUCUGUCCCGAGUGCCUGUUUCAAUGUGGGUUUGAACACUGAGCUUGUGUGUGUGUGUGUGUGUGUGUGUUUGUGUCUGCUGAAGUGCUUCCAGACGCUGCAGAUCACAUGCGAGCUCUAAAACAACCCAACAGGCUAAUCACUGCAAAUCACAAAGGGGCACGUUUGGUGGAGGAGGAGGCUGGAGACGGCUGUCAGUCCGAUGGGGAAAAAAGCCAGAAUUGUCUUGGACCAACAGGAAUGCCAAGACCGGGAUUUUGAUAUUUUUUUUCUUAGUUACAGUUGACACAAUAAAAUCUGACAUGUUUUAUGUGAAACUUUUAACUCCCUAGCUAUUUGAAACUGACACAGAUUUUUUUUUUUUUGGAGACCAAAUUGAUAAACUGCUUGAUUUUAUGAGGUGUAUCUUGGCACCCAGCGGUGCGUACCCCUCAUGUCGUCUCCCACCUGAAUGUAAAGCAGCCGUAAUGAGAAAAAUGUCUGUGGACACAUUAAAUCCUGAAACAAACAUACCAGUCGUUUCACAUUUGACACCUGACACUUAUAAACUGAGGUAAGACGCACUUAAGAGUUAAAUUUAAACGCUCAACAACCGAGUCUGGCACAAAGCUGCCACAUAAAUAAAAAAGUGUACAUGCUACAUGGCUACUUUUUACUAUUCUGCUACUGCUUGUGACUCAAGCUAUUACCGCAAAGAGUAAAGGAUGUAUUUUUUAAAAAGUUUCAUAAUUGUGCUUAAUAAUAAUAAAAACUAUUCCAGAGAUCUUGAAGCAGUUUUAUCCCAUGUCUGUAAACCAUCUUCAGCCUCGGAGAAGGAGUUUAACACUGCCCCCUAACGGCCAACAUGGUUCACUGCAGGCUAUAAAUUCACACUGAAGCCCGGUUUAUUUUUCCAUGUAUGCACAAGGAGCUUACACGCACAGCAUCAACCGAGCUGACUGAAAAUUUAUGAACUGGCAAUAAAUAUUUUGAAGAAA